CAACCCACCGACCAAGCACCUCUCUUCCCUCACAAUUUCACAACAACAGCACCCUGACAAAAUGUCGUCCUCCAUGCAAAACCCCGCCAAGGACAUCAUUUCCUGGAUCGAGAAACUUGAUGGCCACCCCCAUAGCCUCCACGCCGACAAGCGAUUUGGAUACGCGGUCGGCUUGGUGACUUGCGCUUUGCAGAAAGGCUACACCAAGCACGAGCUGAAGCGCAUUACUUGCGACUAUGUAGUCACCCAACGACAGGAACUCGUCCUCGUUAAGAGUGACGUCCAGAUCAAAAAGAUCGGUCACAGGGAGCUCCUCUGCCGCGACGUGCUCGAUGUUAUCAUCGAGCUUGAGAAAAACGCUAAGCGCCACGAGCAGGCCAAGGCCGACAAAAUUGCGACUUGGAACGACGAUGUUGUCGCCAUGAAUGGCUGUGCGGUCUACGAUGACAAGCAGCCUGUCAUCGACGAGAACCUGGUUGUCAACGAGGACAACGUCGAUACCCUCGAGUUUGUUCACAUCACUGCAAGCGAUGCGGAGUGCUCAGUGGAGGAUGCUUCUGACUGGGAACUGGUUUGAAGGGGUCCCAUGCAAACUGCCAGGGGAAUUUUCAUGAUAGGUAUCAUUCAGUGGGAUGCUUGUAAUGAAGAGGAAAUAAUGGACGUUAGGGUUAUUUGCAUGCGUAUGGCAUUCGGAAGUAGAAAAUUUUAAUUCAAACUUUACC
Messenger RNA from Neurospora crassa OR74A, 722 nucleotides. RefSeq lists its product as hypothetical. Bases 62 to 577 code for a protein of 171 amino acids. The record is from RefSeq and is a predicted model, not a curated record. Lineage: Eukaryota; Fungi; Ascomycota; Sordariomycetes; Sordariales; Sordariaceae. The transcript is spliced from 4 exons.